AUGCGUCAGCUGGGUGUACGGGUGGAUGCAGAGUGUUGCAUUCAUUACACUGUAGAUGGUAGUGACCCUGUGUCUUGUGAGGACCAGCAUACAGUUGGAAAAGCCCUGGCAACGCAAGGGCAGCAUCAACAGCAGAACGUACAGCAACAGCAACUGCAGCAGCAGCAGCAGCAGCAGCAGCAGACUGCUCCGGUGAGCGAACUCUCAGCGCAAACCACAAAUGGUACCAACUGCGGCAACAACAGCACCGCCAGUGGAGGCAGCAUGAACGGCGUCGGAAGCUGCAGGAAUAACAGUGAUGGAGCCAACAGCAGCAGCAACAAAAACACCACCAGCAGUAGCAGUGGUAGCUGUGGAUCCCCUGGUUUUUCUGCGAAAGCUGAGCAACGUGAAUCUCUGAGAACAAAAGAAAACCCCUCGCCGGCUCUUACGCCGCAGCAGAAGCUGUAG
Eimeria mitis is the source of this 450-nucleotide messenger RNA. RefSeq lists its product as uncharacterized. The transcript has a single exon. The coding region runs from base 1 to 450 and encodes 149 amino acids. The record is from RefSeq and is a predicted model, not a curated record. Lineage: Eukaryota; Apicomplexa; Conoidasida; Eucoccidiorida; Eimeriidae.